GCCAAUUCGACGACGCACUUCUACCACGACGCCCUGCUCGACCACUUCGAGAGCGACGUCGCAUCGCCGACGCGGAAAUGGAGCCAGCGGUACUACGUCGACGAGAGCUUCUGGGGCGGCGCGGGCUUUCCCGUGUUCCUCUACAUCGGCGGCGAGGGUCCGCAGGGCCCCAUGUCGCCGCGCAUGUUCAUCUACGCGCAGGCGAAGGAGCACCGGGCGCUCCUCGUGACCCUCGAGCACCGCUUCUACGGCGAGUCCUUGCCGACGGCGAACAUGGACGACGCAAACCUCCGCUACCUCGCGUCGGCCCAGGCCCUCGCGGACCUCGCGCGGUUCCGCGUCUACGUGUCGUCGUACUCGCCCGACGCGCCGGACGCCGCGUCGACGCCGCCGCUCGAGCUCAAGGCGUCGCCGGGCAUGGACUCGAAGUGGAUCGCCUUCGGGGGCAGCUACCCCGGAGACCUCGCGGCGUGGUUCAAGGAGAAGUACCCGUUCCUGACAGCGGGCGUCGUCGCGUCGUCCGCGCCCGUCUUCGCCGAGUACGACUUCGCGCAGUACUCCGAGGUCGUCGGCGACGCGCUCGCCUACCCGUUGAUCGGCGGCUCGCCGUCCUGCGCCGACGCCGUCCGACGGGGCGUCGAGGACCUGGUCGCCGCGCUCGAGGCCGGCGCGGCGCCGCCGAAGGCGCUCGAGCCGUGCGGAUCCAUCGCGAGCGGCGUCGACCGCGCGCAGUACUACUCGUCGAUCUUCGGCAACUUCCAGGGCGUCGUCCAGUACAACCUCGAGGCGGGCCCGCCCUACGUGUCCGACGUCUGCGACGCCGUCGACGGCGCGCCCUCGCCGAUCGAGGCGCUCGCCGCGGCGACGAGCCUCUUCUCCUCGAACGGGACUGCGUGUCUGUCGUCGGACUUUGAGAAGGAUUACGUCUCCGUGCUGCGGAACGCGACCUUCGACGGCGUAUCCGCGGACCGGCAGUGGAUCUGGCAGAGCUGCAACGAGUUCGGCUUCUUCCAGACGAUCUCGCCGAAGUCGCCCUUCGCGGCCUUCGGCGCCUACCUCAACGUGUCGACGGCGGGACGGGCCGUGUGCUCGGGAGGCUUUGGCGUCGACGAGUACGACGGGCCGCGCGCGGACGCGGCGGGCCUCGUCGCCAACGCGUUCUACGGAGGCCGCACGCUCCAGGGCAUCAACAUAACGGCGGUGAACGGCAACAUGGACCCCUGGCACUCCCUGGGCAUCGUCAACGACACGGACGCCUACCACGCGCCGAGCCAGCGCACGUCCGCCGGCGUCCACGUCGUCGAGCUCGACGGCACGGCGCACUGCCGCGACAUGUACGCGCCGGGCGCGUUCGCGCCCUUCGUCAACGACACGGCGUCCGUCGUCUGGGCCCACGCGACCAUCGCCGCGGACAUCGCGCGCUACCUCUCG
This is a messenger RNA of Aureococcus anophagefferens, 1431 nucleotides long. RefSeq lists its product as hypothetical. Gene Ontology annotation, biological process: proteolysis. The annotation marks the transcript as partial. Gene Ontology annotation, molecular function: dipeptidyl-peptidase activity; serine-type exopeptidase activity. The record is from RefSeq and is a predicted model, not a curated record. The transcript has a single exon. Gene Ontology annotation, cellular component: lysosome; endosome. Lineage: Eukaryota; Pelagophyceae; Pelagomonadales; Pelagomonadaceae.